Messenger RNA from Maniola jurtina (meadow brown), 573 nucleotides. It is a transcript of the gene Arpc5, whose product is annotated as actin-related protein 2/3 complex subunit 5-B. Gene Ontology annotation, biological process: Arp2/3 complex-mediated actin nucleation; cell migration; regulation of actin filament polymerization. Gene Ontology annotation, molecular function: actin filament binding. Gene Ontology annotation, cellular component: cytoplasm; actin cytoskeleton; Arp2/3 protein complex. Lineage: Eukaryota; Metazoa; Arthropoda; Insecta; Lepidoptera; Nymphalidae. The coding region runs from base 19 to 498 and encodes 159 amino acids. The record is from RefSeq and is a predicted model, not a curated record. The transcript is spliced from 3 exons.
UUCAGUUCAUUUCCUUUUAUGAAUUUGGCUAUUAAAAUCGCUAAAAUGGCGAAAAAUACUUCUAAUUCGGCGUUCCGGAAAAUCGAUAUAGAUCAAUACAAUGAAGAUAACUUCAAGGAAGAUGAGGCUGAACAAUCUAUGCCCACUGGACCGGACGAGGGCGAAGUUUGUGUGUUACUCAACCAAGGUCGUUAUGUUGAAGCUCUUAAACAUGUGUUGAACAACGCACCUCUGGGAUCAUCUGAUCAACAAGUCAAGGAUAAUGCACUAUCACUUACAUUAAAAGUAUUAAUUGCAGUAAAAUCAGCUCAAAUUGAAGAAGUUGUGGCAAAUUUAUCACUCGAUGACAUAGACAUCUUAAUGAAAUAUAUUUACAGAGGAUUUGAAUAUACAUCAGAGGGCUCAAGUGGUCAUCUUUUACUUUGGCAUGAAAAAGCAUUCAACAUUGGAGGUGCUGGAUCUAUUGUCAGGGUUUUGUCAGACAGGAUGAAAGUGUAAUUUUGUGUAUUUUCCAAAAAAAUUAUUUAUAAUUAAUUGUUUUGUAAUUAUUACUUAAUAAACUUUAUAAUAUUA